Klebsormidium nitens is the source of this 4039-nucleotide messenger RNA. NCBI's taxonomy places the organism in Eukaryota, Viridiplantae, Streptophyta, Klebsormidiophyceae, Klebsormidiales, Klebsormidiaceae. The record is from the annotation of a GenBank genome assembly.
AUGGGGUUCCAUGAUCCCCAGUCUCAAUUUCCAGAUAGAGAAAGAGUUCACUUUCUGGAGGAGCAUUGUCAGGAGCUCAGGAGCUGGCAGUCUGCGCUCGGCGCAUCGCGCACUCUCACGCCUGGACAUGCGCAGGUUGAUUGCCUGCGAAACGGAGAGUCUGUGGUCAGCCGCGCCGCGCAUUGGGCUUCGAGAUGGCAGAGACAAGUAUACUGCUGCAGCACAAGUCAGCAGCCUCUCAUGACAAGAAAGGCGCUCCUACCGCUGAAGUGCUGCCUUUCUCUGUGGUUGGAAGCAGACCGGCGGAGGAAGCCGCUCAGUGCUCAUCUGGCGUCUCGCCCAAUUCGAGCAAUCCCCCGGUCGCCCCCGUGCAUGAGCACUUGGGACACAUCCGGCGCACCAUGCUGCGCCGCUCACCCGCUGUCAGACAUCAGAGCGCUCGUGGCGAGCGCGGCCAGAGGCUUCCUCACCAGCUCAAAGCGAGGCCACCGCAUCUUUCGGAAGAGGCACACGACGACAAUCUAUGGCCAACACUGGUUCAAGAGCAAGGAGAGUCCGACCGGCCGGGGCCCGAAGGACCUCGCCGUGGCCUGGAAGACCCUCCACGGCCACGACAUCCUCAUCGCCGCUGACAUCGCGCGAGAUUCUGGUGCCAAGAUGUUCACCAGCUUCCAGAACGUUCCUGAGCUGCUGGCGUACUGCGCACGUCUCGGGGGCCAGAGCAAGCACCUGUACGAGUGCCUGCUCGAAGAGACCCCCUCGCUGCUCUACUACGACCUGGACUACUACGUGCCAUCAAGCCUGUGCGCGAGCGACUCCGAGGGGGUGAUCAGGGCGCGGGACGCAGAGUUUGCUGAGCGGAAGCGGCACUUCAAGCGACUUAGGGACGGCUUUUUGGAGGCGGUUCUGGGGUUACCGGAAGAGGCGGUCCGGUUCGAGGAGAGCACGGCACACGGAGAGGUCCCGGGGGGUUUCCGGUUCAGCGUCCAUGGGGUGCUCAAGGGGUUCUGCCUUGAGGACCGCCGAGCGCGGGGCCUAUUUGCAAAGGCAUUCGACCACUUCCUAAAGAACCCGCCCCCGCAGCUGGCGCGCAGCGCCGAGUUCGUCUGGACGGAAGAUCAGCGGGGCCGCCCAAAACUGAUCUGGGAUGGCUCGGUCUACUCCAAGUUCCAGAACUGGCGCAUGCUGCGUUCGAGUAAGAAGGGGAGCGGUCGCGUCCUCGAGCCAAGCGAGGGCAGCUCGGAGCUGAUUGCGGACCAUCUGGCGGGGCUCUACUCGGCAGCGGAGCGGCAGCGCUGCGCCCAGUUAGACGCGGCGCGCCUGGAGGCGUACCUCCAGCAGCAUGCGCCCACCUUGUCUCGACCACCGCGUCCCACGAUGCGGGUGAGAGAUACGGGCCAGCCGGUAGAUGGCGGGCAGAGUUUGGCGGACCUGUGUGAGCAGGAGCAGCGCGUGCUGGUGGAGUGCUAUCAGCAGGAGCACCCCGGCGCUACGCCCGCGCGCGUUCACGUCGUCGGCGCGGGGGUCUUCACGGUCCACUUCGACGUGCCGGAGCCCAUGUGUCUCCUCGCCGGCCGUCCGCACAUGUCCCCGGGCAACAACAACACGUACCUGCUCUACCGGCGGUCCAGGCCCGGGGUGGCAUUAUACAAGUGCCACUCCGCCUCGUGCAGCGGAGUUGCACGUCUUCUCCAUUUGGAGACGGGGCAAAUCACGGGCUGGACGGAGGACUACGUCAAGGUGGACGGCAUGCGCCCCUAUCCGCUCUUCUCCAUCGACUCCCCCGCCAAAAACACGAUCCUGGCGGCGGCCAACAAGGGAAUUGGGAAGUCGAAGGAGGGGAACGGCUGGCUGGAGAGGCUGCUACAGAGAUUCAAGUUUGCAAACUUCGUCAUGGUCGCGGCCAACGUCACGCUCGCCCGCAAGUAUGCGGAGGAUCUGGCGCGGCACGGCAUCGAGGCCACGCUCUACCUCGAUCUGCCUGGAAGGAUUAACGACGAAAGGGUCGUUGUCUGCAUAAACUCCCUCCCCAGGCUAGCUGCGAGCUUUGACGUGGUCAUCAUGGACGAGAUGGACAUGAUCCUGUCCAACAUGAACUCGGACGUCAUGGCCUGCAAAAAGAGGGUCUUCUUGGCGCUGGAAGGGGCGACGCGGCACGCCAAGAUCGUGCUUGGCAUGGACGCCAACAUCGGCAGCCCCCGAGUCAUGCAGUGGCUGCACAUGGUACGGCCAGAUGCUGCUCUGCACACGAUUCGCAACCGCGGGGUGUACCCAGGUGAACGGAAGGCCACAAUCAAGUACAUCCCCGCGUCCAUGCGCUUCCAGAAGGACCCCUACGGCCCGACCAUUGCUGAGACGAUGGCCUGCCUGCAGAGAGGCGAGCACGUAAUAGCACCCUCGUCGAGCAAGACAUACGUUCUCAAGCUUGAGGAAGCCUUCAAGCAGCGCUUCCCGAGCGACGGCCCGACCGCAAAGUCGGGGAAGUUCUUCUACUCCAAGCCGACGACGGAAGCGGCGAAAGACGCCCUCGAGCUGGCGGUUACUGACCCCGACACUCACAUGACGGCAGAUCUGUGCGCCUCCUCGCCUGUGAUCGGCCCUGGCAUCUCGCGAGAGCGGCCGCACUUCGACAAGCUCAUCGCUUUUGCGAUGAACAGCUUCGAGCGCGGUCCGACCGUCGAAACGUUCCUCCAGCAGCUCUUCCGCGAUCGCACUGUCACCGACUUCACGAUCUAUGUGAAGGAAGGCGCGGGCCCCCAAUGGCUUCCUUCCACCGUUGAGGACGUCUUCUGCGCGAUCGAAGAUGACGAUCGCGAGCUUGCCAAGCUGCUUGGCAGCACCGAGCAUCUGGACUUUCUGUUGGCCCCCUCGGGAAUGCGGCCAGUCUGUGACAGGAACUCCCCCAGCUGCGUUUUGUACGCGAACAACAUCCUCACGGUCGCCAACAGCUUCCGGAAUUACCGGGAGCUCCUGUGCGCUGACCUCAUCAAGCAGGGCUUUGUCGUCAAUGAGGUCUGUCUCGACGACAAAGCCCCAUCCGUUCAGGUGCGCAGAGUGGCCAACGACGACGACAAAGAUCUUGCCGACGAUGUUUGGCGGGCCAGGUAUGUGGUCGAUGACGAGGCGUAUGGCAAACUCCUCCAGAAAGAUGAAAUCGACACGCUGGAUGAGGUGGAGGUGCGGCAGAAACAUAUCUAUGAGUGCAUCCGCAAUGUGCACAAGGUUGAUCCUCGUCGGGUCGACCACAACUACGAGGUGGUGCACUGCGGCAAGGAGCUCGUUCCGUACCAGAACUACAUCAGGUUUCAAACGACCCCUUUCUUUGACAUCAUGGACGAGCUUACGAGAGCCUUGAAGGAAGGUGACAUGGAGGGCGUCACAAAGGAGUACGUCGCUGCCAGGGGCGACAUGUCGCGUCGGGUGCCCUUUGCCGCGAUGCUUCUGGCAGCUCUGUUGGGGUGCCAGCCAGGGGAAGUGGAAAGGUGUAAAGAGGAUGGGUUUGCGGUGGAGGAGGAUACAUUGCAAGUGAUCCACGACACGGUGCUCGGGCCAACGCCUGAGCGGCUCAGCUUCGUUCGCGACUUUUACGGGAUAGACCAGCCGGCUCGGGACCUGUCAGCAACAAUGAAGCGUAAUGCCAUCAAGAAGAUUCUCCACGUAGGCCUCGGGCUCAACCAUGUCGCACCAAAGAAGUCCAACGGGAAAUUUGUUGCUGGCCGGCCCCACCUUUUCAAGCCGCUAUUGUGGCAGGAAGUGCGAGAGAAGUACGGUCAGCUCGAUGAGUACGAGGCGGCACUACCGAUAGAGAGAUGCAUGAUACGCACGUAGAAGUAGCUUCGGGUGCUGGUCGGUACGAGGAGGACCCUAGUGCAGAAGUGAUAAUCAUGAUUUAUUGAUUAUUGAAGCAAAGGGUUGGCGCCGUUUUUUUCAGAACAUUUUGAGGAGCUGUUGACUGUAGUGAUACUUUUUUACUUACAAAGUAAAAAGUUGCACCAUUGCUUGUGUUAAAAAGGGGAUUCUGGAUUCCGAGCAUUGCGCC